Molecule: messenger RNA, 1518 nt
Organism: Helobdella robusta
Lineage: Eukaryota; Metazoa; Annelida; Clitellata; Rhynchobdellida; Glossiphoniidae
Exons: 12
Coding region: 1-1518 (505 amino acids)
Biological process (GO): membrane protein ectodomain proteolysis
Molecular function (GO): metalloendopeptidase activity
Source: RefSeq, a predicted model, not a curated record
AUGUACAUAGAAAGUUGCUGCCAUCAAACUUUGAGGUGCAGAUUGUUGGAGAGGGAGGACCUCGCAGAAGAGUCCGUGGAAAACGGACUUUUUGAAUUAGCUUCCGUGCUAUACGACAUAAACUCUAUCAAUGAUGAUGAUAUGUCACACAGUACUGAUUUUGCGGACUUUGAUAGGAAAGUUCGAAUUGCAAAACUAUAUUUUGUUGUUGACUACUCCGAGUACGAAAAAAGCGGGAAGGACGCCAACGGUACAGUCGAAAAACUUCUAACGAUUGUGAACGGAGCUUCGUCGAAUUACCAAAAAGUGGAUAUUUUUCUGAGUGUUGUUGGUAUAGAAAUUUGGGAAACUCCAAAAAUUGUGAUUUCGCCUGAUCCAGAUCAAUUCGUUUUUGCAUGGAAUGAUUACAAAAUUGAAAAUGUUAUGCCAAACGUUCCAAUUCACGAUGCCACAGUUUUAGUUGUGUUAGCUAUCAUAGACAUUUUGAGACACAAAAUUCAGUACAGUAAAUCUAAUACGGUCUCGUCUGUCACUUUGACACACGAAAUUGGGCAUCUGUUCGGCCUGAAUCACGUUCAGAAAGAGGCAGGAUGUGUGUGUCGAAAUCCUCCCUGCAUUAUGGAUCAGUCGAUUGACCUCAGUGGCUCCAAGCAGGUCAGCUGGUCAUCGUGUUCCAUCGAUCGAUUAAAAACGGCUUUUAAAAUUCAACUCUGUCUCUUCAAGCCUGCCGAGUUCGAGAUAAACAGGCUGGAGUGUGGAGAUGGACUGGUCACGUCGGGGGAGGAAUGUGAUUGUGGUAGCCUUCCUGAACAUUUGUGUUCUAGGGAGUGUUGCGACAUGGAAAGAUGCAAGUUGACAAACGUCGCUGAAUGUUCAACGGGGUUAUGCUGUGAUUUACUAAAAUGUGAAAUUAAAACAAGAGGCACUGUCUGCAGAGCGUCGUACAAUGACUGCGACCUCGAUGAUGUGUGCGACGGAGACACCCAAAACUGCGUCGACAUGACAAAACCUGAUGGCGUCAUGUGCGCUGUACGGUUCUGUCAGACGAGAGAUCAGGCGUGUGCUUCACUCUGGGAUCAUUUAAACGUCAAGUCUGCUACAGAGGAAUGCUACAAAAACAACAUGGGCACCUGGCCGUGCUUCCACUGCGAUUAUAUCAUGGAAACGAAUAAAGCUGUUCCAUGCCAGCUAGAAAAUGUGCUUUGUGGUCGAGUUCUUUGCAAUUUGGAAGGAUUUGAAACGAUCCGAAUAAGGAAUACUGUUUUGUAUCAACAUCUUAAUUGCACGUGCGCUGAAAUCUUCAGUGUUGGAAAAGCGUAUAAUCCAGGGUUUGUUCAGGAUGGCACCAAGUGUGGGCGCAAUAGAGUUUGUCUGGACAGGAAGUGCAUCAGCAGAGGCAAGAUCAUUGCAAGAAGUGACAUCCUUAUUAUCGAUAUACGCAGCACCCUGGCUAUGGCCCGUUUAGACAUUUCUCUAUUGAAUACUGUUUUGCUGUGUCUGUUUGUAAUCAAACUAUAA